AGUUUGGACAUGACUAAAGCAUCCUAAUCCCAUCUCUUAACUUUAAAACGUUGCUCUCAAUCAAACUAGUUAAUUUAUUCAACUACGUUUCCCACAAGUCUUUGCUCCUUCCUUAAUAGUUAACCACGCUUCAUGUGUUUUUGCCAGGAAAGCAGGAAUCCCACUUGGUUGAGUUCAAACAAUUUGGAAGCACAGCGGAAGUGCUAACACGGCGGGUCUUAGUGAAACACUUCUGCGGUGGUCAGGCUGCAGGAUGUGGGCUCGGUUGACGGUUACGGUGGGGGGCUCGGGACUCGGGCUGCGGGCUUCUAGGGAGUGUUUGCUGCGGGUCACGGCUGUUGGAUGUGCGGGGAAAAGACAGCAGGACAGGCGGGAUUUCAGUGCAGAGGCUGCCUUGAAGAAAACGCCACUGUUUGACUUUCACAGGAACCAUGGUGGCAAGAUGGUGGAGUUUGCAGGCUGGAGUAUGCCCGUCCAGUACAAAGACAGUCACAUCGCUUCACACAUGCACACCAGAGAGCACUGCUCCAUCUUUGAUGUCAGCCACAUGCUGCAGACCAAAAUCCAUGGCAAAGACCGGGUAAAGUUCAUGGAGUCUCUGGUGGUUGCAGAUAUCACAGAGCUGAAGGACAACCAGGGUACAUUGUCCCUCUUCACCAAUGAGAACGGAGGAAUCAUUGAUGACCUUAUAGUGACAAAGACCGACCAAGGUUACCUCUACGUAGUCUCCAACGCUGGCUGUGCCGACAAGGACUCGGCUCAUAUGAAGGCCAGGCUGGCAGAGUUUAAAGCUGAUGGGUUUGAUGUGGACGUGGAGUUCAUUGAUGAAGCCCUAAUUGCUUUGCAAGGUCCCACCAUGGCUCAGGUGCUUCAGACAGGGCUGAAGGGAGACCUCAGUAAGCUGACCUUCAUGACCUCCACACUAGUCACUGUGUUCGGUAUUCCUGACUGCAGGGUGACCCGCUGUGGAUACACUGGAGAGGACGGGGUGGAGAUUUCUGUUCCUCGAUUAAGAGUGGUUGAGCUGGCAGAGAAGCUGCUUGGCAACAGCGAGGUGAAGCUGGCCGGUCUGGGAGCCAGAGACAGUCUUCGGCUGGAGGCAGGACUUUGUCUCUAUGGCAACGACAUAGAUGAGACCACCACGCCUGUAGAAGCCAGUCUUGUUUGGACAAUAGGGAAGCGCAGGCGUCAGACGAAGGAUUUCCCCGGCGCCAAUAUCAUUGUACCUCAAAUCAAAGCCAAGACAGCCAGAAGAAGAGUUGGACUGGUGUCCACCGGUCCCCCAGUGAGACAGCACACCCCUAUCCUCUGCCCUGAUGGACAGGUCAUAGGGGAAGUGACCAGUGGCUGCCCCUCUCCCUGCCUGAAAAAGAACAUCGCCAUGGGUUACGUGGAUGCAGCAUUCGCCAAGAACGGAGCAGUCAUCCAGGUUGAAAUCAGAAAGAAGACAGUCUCGGCAAUAGUCAGCAAGAUGCCCUUUGUUUCCACAAACUACUACUCUGGAUAGGAGCAACACACCGGAUCAUUCUGUCAUUGUCUCAUUUACUGCUGUUACUUCCUGCUGUUUAUCUCCGGCAAUACGAGACCAAUUUAGGAUUUAGAAAUACUUUUAAAUAAGUGUGAAAGAAAUGUAACAUCUUAUAUUAGCACUGUAAAUGUGAUCAGUGUUCAAUAAUAACAUGGUUAAACUUGUGGAUCCACAUCGGCUGAAGUAUGAGGGUACAAAAUGAAAGGAGACAAAUGUUGAUACAAGUUGACACAGAGCCCUAGAAGCGACCCUGUGUUUGACUCUUAACAAAAAACUAGUAUUUUGUAAAAAAAAAGAAUACAUCACAGGUUUGCACACGUGUUUGUCUUCUAAUGCCGUCUUAAUGCCACUGACACAUUUCCAUUUACAGUAUAGUUAUAAACAAACAUGACGGAGUUUGUCAUUUAUGAUGACGUGAUGAUGUAGUUUGUUUGUUUUGACACUAUUGCUACAUAAAUCCUUACCUGAAGGAUAGUUAUAAACAAAUUAAACCCCAAAUUGUUUACAUUAACAAGCUGAUUCAGUUUUGUUUUAUUUGUUUGUUAAGAGCCUUCUCUUUUGGCAUAAGGCUUCUUAAUUACUAGAUGAAAGGUACUACUGACUUAAAACUUUGAGGUUGUACUACAAUGUGGGGAACAUGGGCUUUCAUGUAAUGCCCAACUUUUUAAACAUUUUAAAGUGGAAGGUAUCUUUUAAAUAAAUAAAAUGGUUGCUUUUGUA
Messenger RNA from Girardinichthys multiradiatus, 2248 nucleotides. RefSeq names its product aminomethyltransferase (gene amt). The record is from RefSeq and is a predicted model, not a curated record. The coding region runs from base 254 to 1507 and encodes 417 amino acids. Gene Ontology annotation, molecular function: aminomethyltransferase activity; protein binding. Lineage: Eukaryota; Metazoa; Chordata; Actinopteri; Cyprinodontiformes; Goodeidae. Gene Ontology annotation, biological process: glycine catabolic process. Gene Ontology annotation, cellular component: mitochondrion. The transcript is spliced from 9 exons.